ACCAGUCGUCUCACAUGCGUGCGUUAGCGAACGUCAUCAUAGUGGUGAAGCUGUGUGUUGUAACACCUAGUAAACUCAUUAAAGUGUUGUUUUUCUUAUGACCUAAAGUGGAUUAGUCAGGGAUAAUAAUAACGAUGAUGAUUAUUAGGAUAAAGACAAUAAAUAUUUAUGUUAUUUAUUGAAGAAUGCUAUUUUGAACAUUCAAAUAGUGUUUUUAAUCUAGUGAAUUCUGUGUUAAUUAUCUAGUGUUGCAUAUCAUUUAAUCCGAUAAUUUAAUUUAUAUAUAUUUUAAAUUAUUAUAUGUUUUAUAUAUAUAUAUAUUUAAUGGACGCUAUGAAAAGUGUGUUAUAUGUGAAUAUAAUAUAACUUGACAAAUAAAAAAAAAAUGUUUAAUCUGAUAUUUAAGUUGGGAUAUCACAUUCUCACUAGUGGCUGAACUAAUAAUAGAGUGCUGGUUCGCUUGAGAAAAAUAUAUUUAGGAAGUAGAGAGACGAGAAUAUGAGUCUAUAAAUACCGUAUAUUCACAUCUCAGACUGUGUGUUCAUAUAUAUACUUAUUGUACAACCUGUAAAAUAUAUAAACGUGUAACAAAAAAAAAACAAGGUAUAAAUCCUCGUUAUCAUCCAGGAACAUAAAAUCCGUUUUGCCAUUAAUCAGAUAUUGGGUAGCAUGUGAUCAAGUAAUUCAAGACAAUUAAAGCGUGUAUGAGUUUUAAAAAAAUCCAUGUAUUUUUAAUGAAAAAGAGGCCAACGGAUUAGAGAAUAAUUGUAGUUGACCUCGCGGUAGCUUGGUAAUUCGAGAAAUAUCCCUGGUGUUAGAGUGGUGUAGAGAGUGUACACAGAGUAGGCAGAGGCAGCAGCAGUAGCAGCAGCACCAGUGGCUCGACUAAAAAUAUCUUGCUUCAAGAAGUCCGUGUAUACUUUACUCUAUAAAUUAAAUCUACUUGUAUUUAGUUUUUCAUUUCUAUCUGUCGAAUGUCGUUCAAGUGAUCAAAACUACACACUUUCAUUAUCAUUAUUAUUUUUUUUGUUAAUUAUGCAAAUACUUGUCGGAAGAUAUGAUGAUAAAACAAUUUUACUUUCCUACUGAUGGAAAAUAAAGAUUUUGGGUAGUAAAUUGUGAGCGCAUAGACAUAAGAAACACAAGUAGGCAUAGUAAGUUGGGUUUUUGAGUAAUAAAUUGAUAAAGGGGAAUAAGCAUAAUUUAAGUAGAUAAAGUAACAACUCAAGUGUUGGUGAGACAGUGUGUGGAGAACGUGUCAAGUUCACAGUGGAGGGUGGAGGUAACGGUGUACCUGGGGGCGUUGUUGGCCCCAAUGAGGUGAUGAUGGGCUACGGUGGUGCCGUGGGGACCAGUGGCGCUAUGGGACCGUCUUCAGGAGCUGAUGUACUCGGUUCAACUGGUGAUUAUAGUCCCCAGGGUACCCCAAACUCACUGGGUGGUCACGCCACGGGGUCCGUCGAUGCUGCUGGCACUUACAAUAUUACUGGUAGUGCCGGAGCCCUUACCACUUACAGCCCUCAAGACAGUCCUGCCAGCUCUGCUGGAGCUAGUGCCAAUACUAAUGAAAAGCUGCCCACUUUUGGGUUUACUCAGGAGCAAGUUGCUUGUGUUUGUGAGGCGAUGGUGUCAUCUGUCCAGGUACUCCAGCAAGCUGGUUCCAUCGAACGUCUUGGCAGGUUUCUCUGGUCGUUACCACAAUGUGCACGUCUUCAACGGCAUGAAAGUGUGCUCAAGGCAAAGGCAAUUGUUGCCUUUCAUCGAUGUAAUUUCAAGCAGCUUUACCAAAUUCUUGAAAGCAACUCAUUUAGUCCACACAAUCAUCCAAAACUACAGGCCUUGUGGCUCAAAGCUCACUAUAUUGAAGCUGAAAGACUUCGUGGCAGAGCACUUGGAGCUGUUGGUAAAUAUCGAGUGAGACGAAAGUUUCCGUUACCAAGGACGAUUUGGGAUGGCGAAGAAACGUCUUAUUGUUUCAAAGAAAAGUCAAGAAGUGUUUUGAGAGAAUGGUAUGCUUCAAAUCCAUAUCCGUCACCGAGAGAGAAACGUGAACUGGCAGAAAGUACUGGCUUAACUACUACACAAGUAAGCAACUGGUUCAAAAAUAGAAGACAACGUGAUAGAGCUGCUGAACAAAGUGGCCAGCGAGAAGAUAAAGGCCAUGGUGGAGGUUUAGUUGACUCUAGUAGCGAAAGUGGAGAUGAUACAAAACGUCAAUCCAUAAACUCGACGCAACAACCACAGCAACCGUCCCCAUGUGUAGUACAACAGCAACAGCAGCAGCAACAACCGCGAAUGGUUGAUCAUCAACAAUCAUCAAACAUGUACCAGCUUCCCGCGCCUGUUUCUGUUCCUAGUCCACUCUCUUAUCAUCCAAAUCACGGGAGCACGAGUUUGAGUCACUCUCAUACGCCCACUCAUCAUAUGCAGCACGAUACUAGCAGUGAUAGUGGCGAUGAUAAAAGGAAUAUUCAUCAUCAGCUUCAACAUCAUUUACAACCUGGCCACAAUACCAGUCACAGUUUAGUCCAUCCUACUGCUACUUUACCACCACCUCCGCCAAGUUGCGCUCAACAAAAAAGCCAAUUGGAUUAUAUGCAAUAUUACAGUCCACAGGAUUAUCUGAUAGGGACACCAACAUCAGCUGACAUUCAAAAAUCAUUGCCUCAUACGGCAACAUCGAUGCAAAUGGGAGCAAUAGCGCCAUCGAUGGGCAGUUUGAGUCCCAUGGGACCAUCGACAAUGUUACCAAAUUCAAUGCAAAGCGUUAACGGUAUGAAUGCGAUGUCAAUGAAUAUGGGCAUGGGAGCUUAUCAAGGCAUGAGUUCAAUGGGUAUGGCAUCCUCUCAUGCUGGUUAUCACAGUGGUCUUGUAUUGGGUGAUUACCACUCAUUGUGACCCUGGGUUCCAGGCAAUCAAGGCAAGCACAAUCAAGAAAAGACUUAGGUCAUUUAUAAAUAAUUGGCUUUUUUUUUUAAAUGUGUACUACUAUAAGCAUUUGCGUUUUUAAAUUAUCGCGGCAUUUAGUUUAGUAGAACAAAUAUACCAAAAAGUUAAAAAAAAAAAUAAAUAAAAGAAAAUAAAAUAAAAAUCAGAUUUAAUUAUAACUUUCUUACGUUAUUAAACGGGCGAUCAAAUCGUUCAAUUUUUAGAUGGUAAUUAUUUAAAAUUUCAAAAACAAAAAAGUUAUAAAUAGAUGAACAGUUAUAGAAAAAGACAAAAUAGCAUUUCCGUUUUGGAUUAUUAUUAUUAUUAUUAUUAUUAUACCGAAUACAAGCUUAUUACAAGUACAUUCAAUAUGUAUAUAUAUGAUUGUAUACUUGUUUACACAACUAACGCACUAUAUUCCUCAAAAUAAUUAGUACAUACUAACGUCCAUUUUAAAUAAUACUGUACCGAGUUCAAAUCAUUCAUUUAUUUUACUCUGAUGUAUAAAUUUUUGAAUUAAAAAAACAAAAAAAAAUAAGUAUGAUAAGAAUAUAUAAUUUAUAUUAAAAUAAUUUCACAUUCUCUGUCAAGACAUUGUCUAAAUUUUUGAGCUUUUGAGUUUUUCUGUAUAUAUGUAGAUAUUAGGUUUUAUGGUCUCUGGAUUAGACGCAUCAAUUUAUUAUUAUUAUUAUGAUUAUUAAUAUUAUAAUUUUUUUUUCGUUCUACUUAGAUCUCCCAGUAAUUAGUGGAUAAGUAGUUAAUAAAAAAAUAAAUUUAUGUAGUAAGUAAUACUCUAUGAAAAAUUAUCUAAAGUGUAAAUAAUCAAACAUUCGAUUAAAUUCGUUUAAUAGAGAAGUUCGGAGCUAGAUAAAAUAAUUAUAGAUGUAAAUGAAUAUUUAUUAGAAACAAAAAAAAAAUUUUUUUCAAAUUUAAAUUAAGAAAUUUCUCUACUGUAAGAUUGAAUGUGAUACUUUUGAACCGAUUUAUUUAUUUAAUUUUGAACGGUACAUAAUUUUAAUAUCUUCAGAUAUAUUUAUGUAAGUUUUAAUAGGAAAUUUUAUUUUUUUUUUGACUAGUUAGUUUUGCAAAAUCCUAGUAAAUCUUUUAAUAUUUUGUUUAAUUAUAAAUUUAAUUUUGAUCGUGUCCCGGACUUUUCUAUACGAGUUAGCGAAUUAGAAGAUUACAAACAGGAUAAUGGUCCAUGGGACAAAACAGGGUAGAAAG
This is a messenger RNA of Microplitis demolitor, 4152 nucleotides long. It is a transcript of the gene so, whose product is annotated as homeobox protein SIX1. The coding region runs from base 1324 to 2898 and encodes 524 amino acids. The transcript has 5 exons. NCBI's taxonomy places the organism in Eukaryota, Metazoa, Arthropoda, Insecta, Hymenoptera, Braconidae. Gene Ontology annotation, molecular function: DNA-binding transcription factor activity, RNA polymerase II-specific; RNA polymerase II cis-regulatory region sequence-specific DNA binding. The record is from RefSeq and is a predicted model, not a curated record. Gene Ontology annotation, cellular component: transcription regulator complex; nucleus. Gene Ontology annotation, biological process: regulation of transcription by RNA polymerase II.